AUGUACCUUCAAGUCAUGCCGCGGAAUAAUCGCCGAGGGUCCGACAAAAGUGACCUCUAUGUCGAGGUUCCUGCCCAGUCGAGCAAGCUUGUGGGCAUGAAGCGCGGUAGCAUGAGUGCUUCCAUGCGCCGCGCCGACGAUAAUUACAUGGAGAUCCUGCGUCGCGAAUCAGCGCUGAACGAUCCUCUCACUCGCAAACAGCGACCUUCCUCCAUCAACGGGUACAUGGGUUUGGGCAUCAUCCGCGUCAUCCUUCGGGACGGUAGCUUUCGCACCGUCAAGGCAGACCAGAUGGACACUUGCCACGAAGUCAUCGCCUUUGUCCUCCGGAAAACCAUCUACAAGGACACGUCACCACAAGAGUGGGCUCUUAUGCUGCUGCUCGUCACCGGAGAGCCCGUCUUUCUUGACGCCGAUGAAUCGGCUUUGGAGCUCCUCGAGCACGGCAUCGACAAGAUUUUUCUCAAAAAGUCCAAGGAACGACAACUAUACUACGAUGACGAGGAGCACUUUCGCAAACGUGCGGCGCGACAAGCCAAGUACUCUGGCCAUGGUCGCGAGGGCGACCGCGUCUUUGUCAAUCCCAAUCAUGAGCUGGCUGAUAUUGCACCCAUUGCCGAGGCGCCAGAGGACGAACCUGUACUCUUGGGCGGCUUGAGCCGCGCAGAGCGUUCGUCAGUGACCUCGCUUGAGAUUCGUCUCAACGAAGACUUGUUGCUGGACAUGGAUGAAGAAUUCAAGCGCGCCGAGGCUGAACUCUACAGUGAAUGGGGCUCAUCCUGGAUUGUGGACACGCCUAUCUGGGUGCCCGGUGACGUGGCUCUUCCUCCCUUGGCUCCAAUGGGGUCCAAGGAGCACAGGCGCAAGAAGACGCCUGAUGAACUCCGCCGCGUAGCCGAAGAACAGGCCAUCUGGGAUCAAGACUUUGAGCGCCUGCGUCGAGCUACCUUGGGAUUUACUGAGCUUGAAGACGGCGAGGAGGAGGCGACCACGUUGCGCCUACCGCCCACUGGCAAGUCAGAGUACGACGACUGCUCCGCAGAUCUGGAAGCCUCUUUGGAUCAAGACCUGGUCUCCAAGCCCCUGGGCAAGGCUGGCGAAGAUCUCGAGCGACGACUUGCCCUGGAUGUCAUUGACAGCCCCGAAGCAAAAGCACCCGUGCGCCCCAUGUUUGCAAGCCUAUCCGCUGCCACAGGCAGUCGUCUGCUUGCCAAGGCUGAGCUGGCUGCUGCUCAAGCUGUCAUGCAGACCGAUAGCGAACAAACUCUCGAGCAAGAAAAUUCGUCAAACCAGGAAAAAAGUAAGACCCUUGCAGCAGAUCAGUCGUCUGCUGACCAAGACGGACCCUUUGUGCCGCCGCCACCCGCACCUGCCCCUAUUGUACUUGUGGUGAACGCCUUCCGUAAUCUCCCAGCCGAGGAAGAAGAAGCCACGAUUGAGGAAACCAGCAACAAGGCACGGCGUCAAGCGCCGCUACCGCCACCCACAAAGCCCGAGUCCUUCGAGUCUAAAUUGGCAGAGCGUCAACCUAGCCAAGAGGCAGACGAGGACACGCUGCGACGAGGGAGCGAAGCGAGCACGCUCAACUCCCGCGAGCUGCGCAAGCUGCGCAAACAGGAAGAAAAGCGGCACAAACUCGACGACAAGCAGCAAAAACAAGAGGAGCGCGAGCAACUCAAGCUGCAAAAGCAGCUGCAAAAACAGCAAAAGCUGGAAGAGAAAAAGCGUCGUAAGGCACCUCCGCCGCCUCCAAAGCCCAGCUCGACAGACAAAGGUGCAUCUACAGAUGGGGCCGAGGGGGCAGAGGCUCAAGAUCGAGUCAAAGCCAAGCGUGCGCCGGCCCCAUUGCCGCCCGCGGCUCACGAUCAAGAUCAUGUGCCAGCCUCAGCGCCAACUCCACCUACGCCGCCGCCCGUCCCCGAGUCGAUCAAUGCUGCCGUCCCUGCUCCACCACCCCCACCCCCAGCUCCGCCCGGCCCGACUACCGUUGCACCGAGGAUGCCCAAUCAAGCAAACACCAACGCCCCAUCGCCUCCACCGCCUCCACCGCCACCGCCACCGGCCUCUGGAAUUCCUUCAGCAAGCAAAGCAGCCACGUCCAUUGCGCCGGACAUGCCUGCCAAUGGCGCUGUGCCUGCCCCACCUCCACCUCCUAUGAGCGUUAAAUCGACCGCCGCCGCACCGCCGCCGCCGCCGCCGCCUGCUAUACCCACAACCACGAAACCAUCAGCGCCACCUGCGCCACCUGCGCCACCAGCUCCACCAGCAGCCCUGUCUUCUGUGAAUACAGCAGCACCGCUGCCUCCGCCUCCACCAGCGAUGAUUUCAAACACAGCGGCACCACCUGCUCCACCUGCUCCACCAGCAGCCCCGUCUGCUGUGAAUACAGUAGCACCGCUGCCUCCGCCUCCACCAGCGAUGCCUGCCGAUACAACUCCCCCUCCUCCGCCACCAGCACCACCAGCCUCAGUUGGUUCGACCCCGCCUACCCCAACCACCAGUACACCACCAGCAACAAAUGCCACGCAAGACAUUGGCUCCGGCUCUGCAGCUGAGGAAGCACAGCCAGUCCCAACGCCCGAGGCCGUGACAAUGACAUCCGUUCCCGCGUCUGAAGGCGAUGCUCACAACAUUAGCCCCACUGCCAUUCCGCAACGGCUCACAGGCCGGUCUGUGCGUCGCCACUCCUCAGCCGAGAAGAAAACGCUGCGGCUUCAAGCUGAGUUACAAGCUGCCGAACGCCGGGCCGCCGAGGUGGAAGCCCGGCUACGCGCCGCCGAAGCAGAGGCACUCCGCGCAAAAAACGAUACGUACUCCAAACAGCAGCUUAAGCGCGAGCUCAAAGAGAUGAAGCAGCGCCAUAAAGCUGAGCUCAAGCGCACCAAGGAUGAGCUCAAGGCUCGUCGUAAAACUCCUUCUGGUCAGUUGAAGUACAUUGCUUUGAGCAAGCUCCCCUUCCGUUUGUUACUGCUGAACGAGCUCUGCCAGGCCCGUGUGCUUACUCACGCUUGUUUCUUUGCACCCCUGGCUGAAUCAGCCGAUGCCAUGCCAUCCCCACCCGUCUCACCCCAAACACCCAGCCCUUCUCCUGCCAUGGCUCCUCCUGCGCCACCCAUGGCUCCUCCUGCGCCACCCAUGGCUCCACAAGCUGCGACCUCGGCGCCACCCCCACCGCCGCCUCCGCCAAUGAGCCUUGGAGCACCUUGCCCGCCUCCUGCUCCGGCACCGCCGGCUGCUCUCACCGCUGGCGCCCCACCGGCUGCGCCCACGACUUCCCUGCCACCCCCACCCAACCUCGGCGGGAGUGGGAUUCCUCCCCCACCUCCGCCCCCAGGCCUGGGGGCGGCACCAGCAGCAGCAGCCGUGCCACCACCUCCACCGCCCUCGGCACCCGCACCGCCUCCGGCUCCAAGCUUGGGUGGCGGGGGUGGCCUGGCGGCAGCUUUGGCCAAUGCUCAGCUGCGCAAAUCCACGACGCCCGCUACCAACAUUUCGCCACCCGCGCCAGCACCCGCGGCUGCGAGCAAUGGCGGGGGCAUGGGCGGUCUUUUGGAUGCCAUCAACAAAGGCGUUCAACUACGUCGCGUGUCCACUGAUGGUAGCAACCCACCAAUGCCGCCGAGUCUCGGGGGCGGAGCUCCGCCCCCACCCCCUCCUCCCUCUGGCAUGGGGGGGCUUGCGGCGGCCCUGGCUGGUGCUCAAUUGCGCCGCACCUCUACAGCUGACUCGAGUGCUCCACCGCCACCGCCCCCACCAAGCUCCGGUGGUGGUGGUAUGAGCGGGCUUUUAUCCGCCAUUAGUUCGGGUGUCAAGCUCAAAGCCGUAUCAAAGCAGCCUCCCAAGACGGCCUCCCCACCUCCGCCUGCGGAUGAGCCUGGGGAUCUCAUGAGUGAGCUGCGACGCAUGCAGAAGCGCCGCUCCACGAUGCUGUCCUUGCAAACAAGCAACGGGCCUUCGGAUUCCAUCCCGGCCCCACCCUCUGGUCCAUCCAUCCCUCCCCCACCACCGCUCAACCCAGUGCUGAACGAGCGUCCUGCCCCGCCUCCACCUCCACCAGGUGCAGGUGCAGGUACAGUACGAGCACCGCCGCCACCGCCACCGGUCACGACCUCUUUUGCGUCUGUACCAGCACCGCCGCCCGCCAGCAAGCCGGCUCUUGCGCCCAAACCUGGGGCAACGCCUGCACCUCCUCCAGCUGUCCCCAAAAGCGGAGCAACACCUACUUCUGCCGCCAAGCCCGCACCGGCCAGUAAACCAGCCGAUUGGAAGAGUUUGAUUCAACAUCGAAAACACUCCAAGCUGGCAGAGGAGGAACAGGCUCAAGCUGAUGCCGAGGCAGCGGAGGCAGCCAAGUAUGAGGGUAUCCCGGCCUGGAAGGUCAAGGUGCUCAAGGCCAAGGAAGCCAAGGAAGCUGAGCGCAACGCCCCUCAGCGACGCAAGCAACAAGAGGCAGCUGAGCUACAAGCCCGGCUAGCUGCCAUGCCAGCGUGGAAGCGAGCUCUGGCUGAGAAGAAGCUGGGUGUUGACUAA
Monosiga brevicollis MX1 is the source of this 4530-nucleotide messenger RNA. RefSeq lists its product as uncharacterized. The record is from RefSeq and is a predicted model, not a curated record. Gene Ontology annotation, molecular function: actin binding. Bases 1 to 4530 code for a protein of 1509 amino acids. Gene Ontology annotation, biological process: microtubule anchoring at centrosome; signal transduction. The transcript has 6 exons. Lineage: Eukaryota; Choanoflagellata; Craspedida; Salpingoecidae. Gene Ontology annotation, cellular component: centrosome.